This is a messenger RNA of Anastrepha ludens (Mexican fruit fly), 753 nucleotides long. RefSeq lists its product as uncharacterized. The transcript is spliced from 2 exons. NCBI's taxonomy places the organism in Eukaryota, Metazoa, Arthropoda, Insecta, Diptera, Tephritidae. The coding region runs from base 44 to 376 and encodes 110 amino acids. The record is from RefSeq and is a predicted model, not a curated record.
CAAACAAAGCUGCAGACCUGUAGGCGCAGCUGAACCGAAGACUAUGCAAAAGCAAAAACUAAAUACAACAACGCCACUGCACUGCAAUUCCAUUCACUGCUCUUUGGAGCGGCGGCAUCCGUUUGAAGUUGGGUCAGAAGUAGCGCCUAUGCGCAGGACAAAAUCGACAAAGUAUUGCCAAAUAAUGCACCUCCGCCGCAGUCAGCCAGGCCAACUGCCAAACAGCAACAAAGCAAAGCCAAACAAGGCUAAAGUGCAGCACACGCAGUUGGAGUUGGCAGUGAUUCAUGGAAACUCAUCUGACAUUUACAACUAUGAGCGACUGAGCGGGCGCGCAAAAUCAGAACAACUUGUCUGCCUAGGCCGAGACAAAUAGACGACAGACAGGUUACCACACAUUGUUCGACUUGAAUGAGUGUUGCACAAGGUGCAACGUUGAUGAUACUGCCGUUGAUUAUUGUGUUGCAAUUCCUUUGUUUUUUUGUAUCCAGAUUUGCUAUAGAUUAUUUGUGUUGGGUUUCUAUGAAAUAUUCGCCUUUGAGACAUUGCAAGAUUUCGUAAUUCCAAGAAUUUAUUUGUGUCAAAGGACAAUUUAGCAUUGUUUCGAUGCAUUAUUGAUUUUUUGCUCUAACGUAACUGUAAUGGACUUUGGGUCAAGUGAUGGAAAAAGCAUGGAAGUGUGACAAGGUGUUGCUGGCAUUAGCAACAAGAUGCGAAAAUGAAAUGCAGCCGCUCUCGGAAGAGGUGUCUAAG